AGAAUAUAAACUAAGUCUGCAUUACAAUACAAAGACAUCUCUUCUCUGUUACAAGAAAGACCAUUCAUUCAGCUAUGAGCAAUAAUGUCAGAAAUGGCUAUUCUGAUGCUCCAAAUCAAUCCAAUAGAUAUGGCUUGGUUACAAGAUCCUUGAGUCGGCCAGUUCCUUCUUUCUCUUCACGGAACGCUUGGUCCAUGAGUGAUUUGAUAGCUAAUAGGCGUUUGCUCGAUGAUCCUCAAUCCACUUACUCAUCAACAGCUACAUCAAACGUAGAUUCAAUAUCACAUCAGACUCCAAUCCGAACCAGCAACAACUUACGGAGGCAACACCUGGAGGCACUAAGGCAAGCCGUUCACAACCAACACCAUACACACGAGAGCAACUCAAGAUCUGCAGCAUCACAAGCCAGAGAAGAAUACCAUGUUCUGAAACAUCUAACAAAACAGACAUAUAACCCUGUCCGGAAAAGCCAGCUCCUCAGAAACCUGAGCUUAUACUACAGGAACAAGAACCCGGGAAGCGAAAACUCAAGAAGCCCUCAAGGUUACUCUGGUGAAGAAGACGAUGAAAAGAGAUGCACAGUGUGUUUAGAAGACUUUGAGCCCAAGGAAACAGUGAUGGUAACUCCUUGCAAACAUAUGUUUCAUGAGGAAUGUAUAGUUCCAUGGUUGAAAAGCAAAGGACAGUGUCCUCUCUGUAGAUUCGUCAUUCUCAACCCGACAAGAGGAGAUUAUUCUCCUGGUGUUAGCUCAGAUCUUGCCGGAGACAUGACAGUGAACGAUCUCUUCACGUUAGAGCUAAUCUCUGUGGUUCGUGCAAUGGAAGAAAGUUUCCUUUUUGGUUAUCCUCGUCGCAUGUAGAAUCAUAUUUGUUGAUAAUAACCAUUGUAGAUAGGCAAUAUCUAUAAAGAAAAUUCAAAUGUCUAAA
This is a messenger RNA of Brassica rapa (field mustard), 927 nucleotides long. RefSeq names its product RING-H2 finger protein ATL52. Gene Ontology annotation, biological process: ubiquitin-dependent protein catabolic process. The record is from RefSeq and is a predicted model, not a curated record. Gene Ontology annotation, molecular function: zinc ion binding; ubiquitin protein ligase activity. NCBI's taxonomy places the organism in Eukaryota, Viridiplantae, Streptophyta, Magnoliopsida, Brassicales, Brassicaceae.